Messenger RNA from Prinia subflava (tawny-flanked prinia), 5544 nucleotides. It is a transcript of the gene TTC38, whose product is annotated as tetratricopeptide repeat domain 38. Bases 322 to 1722 code for a protein of 466 amino acids. NCBI's taxonomy places the organism in Eukaryota, Metazoa, Chordata, Aves, Passeriformes, Cisticolidae. The transcript has 14 exons. The record is from RefSeq and is a predicted model, not a curated record. Gene Ontology annotation, molecular function: protein binding.
CGAAGGACGCGCGGCCUCCCGGGCGCUGCUCGUUAGGGUGACCCAACGGGUGAGACAGCAGCCCGAGGGCACCGGAGCCUCCUCCGGGGGGCAGCUGGUGAGAACACUAUUUAAACCUCGGACACCGCGGCCCGGAAGUCGGUCCGGAAGAAAGAACGAAAAUUUGGGGAGCAAUAAUCGGCACCGAACGCCCGCAGCCCUGCCCGAGCGGCGGAGCGCGGUCCCCGCGCGUACCCGGCACGCACCGCCCGCCGCUCGCGCCGCUGGCGGCCCGCCCCCUCUCGCGUUGGAGCCGCGGAGCGCCGGCGCUGCCGCGGGGCCAUGGCUGCGCUGAGGGACUGCAAGGCCUGGCAGGAUGCUGGACUUGUCCUGUCCACGACCAGCAAUGAAGCCUGUAAGCUCUUCGAUGCUGUGCUGACACAGUAUGCAACUUGGACCAAUAAUGAGAGCCUUGGAGGUAUUGAUGGAUGUCUGUCCAAGCUAAAAGCAGCAGAUCCAAACUUUACAAUGGGACACGUCCUUGCCAAUGGCUUGGAGCUGAUUGGCACUGGAAGGUCCGUGAGACUCGACAAGGAGCUGGACAGCGCCGUGAGAGCCAUGGUGGCACUUUCGAAAUCACAGCCACUGACGGAGCGGGAGAGGCUUCAUGUGGCAGCCUUGGACGUGUUUGCCAGGGGCCAACUUCCAAAAGCUUGUGAUCUAUGGGAGCAGAUUCUAGAGAGCCACCCAACUGACCUGCUGGCCCUCAAGUUUUCCCAUGACACCUAUUUCUACCUGGGAUAUCAGCGGCAGAUGCGAGAUUCUGUUGCCCGUGUUUAUCCCUUCUGGACACGUGAUGUUCCACUGAGCAGCUAUGUGAAGGGCUACUACUCUUUUGGACUUGUGGAAACAAACCUUUUUGACCGUGCUGAGAAGGUUGCCCAUGAGGCUUUGGCCAUAAAUCAGACAGAUGCAUGGUCUGUCCAUACUAUAGCUCAUGUAAAUGAGAUGAAAGCAGAGGUGGAGAAAGGCUUAAAAUUCAUGAAGGAAACAGAAAAGAACUGGAAGAGCAGUGAUAUGCUUGCUUGCCAUAAUUACUGGCAUUGGGCUUUAUACUACAUUGAAAAGGGGGAAUAUGAAGCUGCUUUGACAAUUUAUGACAAGCAUAUUGCUCCCCUGUGCCUGACAAGUGGAAGCAUCCUGGAUGUAGUUGAUAACAGUUCGAUGCUGUACAGGCUUCAUCUGGAAGGUGUAAAGCUUGGGGACAGGUGGAAUAAACUGCUUGGGGUUACGAAGAAGCACACCAAGGAUCACAUUCUUCUCUUCAAUGAUGUGCAUUUCUUGAUGUCUUUCCUUGGAGCCAAAGACCACAAAACUACUGAGGAGCUUUUAACAACUCUGCAGGAACUUGCCAGAGCACCUUGUGAAGACCACCAGCUUUCCCUGGCUCCUAGGCUGGGGCUGCCACUGUGCCAGGCUUUUGUAGAGUUUGAAAAUGGGAAUUGUGACAAAGCUGUAGACCUGCUGUACCCAAUUCGUUACGAAUUAGUCCAAGUGGGAGGCAGUGAUGCUCAGAGAGAUGUUUUCAGCCUGUUACUGAUUCAUGCUGCUUUAAAUUCUAAAUCAAAGGCCAAACAAAACCUUGCAAGGCGUCUCCUGCAUGAGCGUGAUCUGAUGAGACCAAAGUCACCAAUGACUGAGAGACUGAUCAGGAAGGCAGCAGCCGUGCAUGCCAUGGCAUAGGGCUGGGAGAGCCAGGAGCUGUCCACAGAGUCUGGCUGCAGGGAGUGCAGGGCUGCUGUGAAGGAACUUGGGAUGGUACUCAGGGUUAAAAGGUUUGAGAAUAAUUUCCUUAAAAAAAAGACAGAGCUGUUGCAUUUCUGGAGGUUGUGUCUUAGAUGAUUCCACAAGGAAAGAAGAAAACUUGCUGAUAAUGCACAACUUUCUGGAACAUCCCAAAGGCACUGCUGCUCUGGUAUGUUUUCCUGAAUGUUCUCUCUGAGCCUGAUUAUACACAGUGCAAUAACAGUGCCUGGAUUUCAGUCCUUCUUUGGCCCAGUUUGUUACUUGGCCUACAUGUGAAGUAAACUGCUCAGGUAAUUCAAAGGGAGUUUUUAAAUAAAGCUAACAGGAAGGUGUGGGGCCAGAGGAAAUACAGGCAUGAACUGAAUUCAUAUCAAGCUUCCAGCCCAUUCAGGCAGGAGUCACAGAUCUGUCUGCAUUCAGGAUCUCUUUCCAGGUAAACAUUUUUAAACUUCCUUUCAUAAAAUGUUAAUUUUUCUCUUUCAAUAUAGCACAGCAGAGUUUUCUGGCAUUUUUUGGGUGAAUGAAACCAGACAAGAACCAGACAGGAAUAAUGACUAUUCUGACGUGGGUGCUCCCUCAGCACUUGUAAAUCUUUCAGAAAAAAGGGAAAAGCCUGGAUUUCAGCUGAACAGUACCAUCUCUGGAGGGUAUGUUGGACUGGAUCUUUGUGUCUCCCUGAGCUUUUGGAUAGUCAGCUUUACUACCCUCUCCAGAGAGUCCCUGCAUGUUGGCAAAGUGGUGUUUAAGCUAGGGUUCAAAACCCAGGAGGUCUUUCUGCCAUGGAAAGAGGGCUCAGGGGGACAGACACAGCUCUGUCCCAGCACACGUGAUGGGAUAAACUUCAGUGCUGCAAGUCAGGCACGAUGUGAACCUCAGGCCUCAAGGGAGCUCUGGUGCCUCUAGAUUCCUGCAGCAUCCCAGAGCUAACACAUUGUCUUGCAGUAGAAUUCCAGAAAUCCCUAAUGACAGGGAAGAUUGUAUUUCAGACCAAAACUGAACUCAGGCCUCCUCUUCUGGAAUAAAAAUCCACUUUGCAACUGCCUGGCUUUGCUUCCACAUCUGCAAGCUCUCCUGGCCCCACAGGCCUGCCUGUCCUUCCUGUCCAGCUCAGGCUCUUCCCCGUGUCCCACAGCAGCCUUGUCCUGCAGUUACCUUUUGACCACUUCCAACCCUGCACUGCCCCUGGGGUUCCUGCACUGUGGAGCAAGAGUUGGAAGUGCUUUGCUGACAUUUUACCCAAUCAUCCCUUGAGGCAGAAAUAGCUUAUUUUUAAAUAAUAAUGAAACCACGUAAGGGAUUGCAUUCCUUCCUUUGGGUCUUCUGAUUUAUGAGCGAGCUGUUCUUCAGCUUCAUCAGUGUUUAUCUGUUCAGCCAUGGUGGAGGGUGACUCACUUGGGACACAUUAAACUGCAUUUUUACUAUUAUUUUUAAUAAGUGCACUUCAGGCUGUGACUUUAGACAGGUAACUUUUUACUUGAGGAAUGUAACAAAUUGUGUAAGGGAACAAAAGCCUGAGAAAGCUCUGGCUGGUUAUGCAGGGUGUAAUUAAUGUAAUCAAUGACAGCUCUACUUUUGAUAGAACAUGACUGAGAAUUUUGAUUUGAGAAUUUUUGCUUUGGCUUAAUAAAUUCAAAGAUGAUCUUUGUUGAGCAAGCAAGUACAUGACUUCUUUCCAUGUGUGAAGCUUUUAAAUGUGUUAUUUAGCCUAAUUGCAUAGACAGGUAACAGUGUACACCCACUUUGUUUCUGUCACAGUGGCCAGAAGCAUCCAGCAGUGGAGAGCAGCAGUGUCUGUGCUCACACAGGGUCACAGCCCAAGAGUGGCACAGCCUCCCAGGGGCUUUCCUUGGUGCCACUUAGAAAGAGGCUGAGGUGCCACGAGGUGGAAGAACUGUUGUUUCUUUACCAUCCUCCUGCAUUCAACGUAUGCAUUUUCCAGCUUUCCUCCCCCUUAUUUGUCCAGGCUGCAGCUCUUGCCCCCAGUCCACCCCUCUGAUGGAAAAGCCAAAGCCUUGUGCACCGGAGCUGCAUGCCUGCCCCAGGGUGGGCUGGACCAUGGAACAGCUCUGCAAUUCCUGUAUUGCUGUGUCCUUCCUGUGUGUGUGGUGAUCUGAAGGGAUCCCAAGCUGUCAGCAUCUCACUGGCACCCUCCCCCUCCAGGACAGGCGCCUGAUUCAGAUUCUUUAAAAGUUACUCAUCUGCAUAUUAAAGAAGUACAUCCUUAGAACGUCUCAAUAUCUCACUAGUUCGAAAUUUAAAACCAUCAGUUCUGCCACUACCUCACUUAAUUUUUUCACCUUUUAGAACUUCAUGAACUGCUCAGUGCAGCUGUUUAAUUACAAACUACCCCACUGCUUUAAUAUUAAACAUCUCCUAGUUAGGAAGUGAAUUUACAGGAAUAUUCUCCCUGAACCAUGCUAAUCUCUCCUGAGCAAUUAGCUAAGCACCUGCCCUAUAAUGGCAGUCCACAUGUGUAGUUCCCUGGUUUAGAAACACUGAAGAAAGACAGGAAAUGCAGGCAGGGGCUGGUUCACUCAUCAGCAUGUUUACAUGUCUUGCCCUGUUUAUAUAAAGACAAACUGCACAGUGAAAGUGCCUGAAAACAGGUUUUAUUUGCAAAUACAGCAAGCUCAGUAAUUCAGAAACUCUACAGGCAAAUGAGAAAGAGAGAUCUUAAAAAGUGUAAAAAUCUUCCCUGCAUGUUUUCAUUUAGUUCUACGUCAUUUUAAUAAGAUUCUGGAUUUAUCUUUUCUGUUCCUCUUGGGAAGAACUUGCUAUCUUUGAGUGGUUUACAGAUUUGUAUCACAGAUGCAAAAAUCUUAGAGGCUACUGGUGCUUCUGUAAAGCUUAGCUGAAGGUAAAAAUUACUGCUCCUCUGUCCUCACUCCUAGUUUCCCUCUGAACAGCUGAACCAUCUAAAUAUGGCAUUUUGUACAGAGGGCCUUAACUCUGAUCCACUUAGAGACUCCCUGCUAACAACAUCCAGCAGAAACUGCACAGGUUUCUGCCCAGGGAUCACCCAGGAAACAGAGGAUUCUCACUCGUCAGCACCCACGCAGGACAGCAGCUCUACCACGGCCUCCAGAGAACCUGACUGGUCUCUUUCGGUGCCCUUCUACGUCUGAAAAACGAAAAUUAACACACAAACAGGACAGACCAUCUCUGUGCUCCUUAAGAGGUUUCUCCUGUCCUGUUGUGCUACGUGGCCACAUCCACUGGAAAGCCUGGCUCGCUGGGACACAGCCUUUGUGUCCUUAUGGCCAUUAGCUGGAGCCAAACCACCAAAUUUUGGUGUCUGCUUACUCAGAUGUGGUGGCUUUCACAGUUUCAGUUGAGCUCUGCUUUUGUAUAGGUUACAGCAAGUUACUGCAAAUUUCCACAAAGGAUCUGAUCCAAAAGCUUUCUGAUAAUCUGCCAUUGUACAGAUGAAAAUUCUCGAGAACUAACAACAUGGAUUUAAAAUAUACUUUUUUUGUUUACCGUUUUAACUUGAAACAUGAACCAGCAUUAACAAGCAGUGCUUUGAAAACAAACUCAAGUCAUUAUUACCUACACUGGAUUGCUUAUAAUAAUGAUAGAUGAGAGGAUCAAGAACAGAUGAAUUCUGCUCUGAAAACAAUCUCUGGCUACUAAAAACCUGAAAGCUUCCUUAAAAACUCCUGCACUGUUAAUUUUUAACUGUUUGCGAAGAGAAAGCCUCUACUUUUUUUCAGACGAUGCAUUUACAAUUAUUUGCCCACAGCAGUCAUAACAUUCAAC